AUAUCAACAUGAUAAUGAUGGUUUCACUCCCCUUAUUGAAAAGAUGCCCAAACUUUUCUUACAUCAAUAAACAAAAUGAAGCAUGAAAUAUCUUGUUAAGCAGCUUCUAUGGAAGAAAAUUAAUCAAGGCACCCGUUUAACAUGUAGAAGAUUGUUAAUGGCUGAUGUCACCCUAGGGUUAGACAGAUUUAGAAAGAAUGUUGCUAAAACUUGCUCAAGUUUCAAGAAGGACAAUGUGAGGAAAGACAUUAUAUUUAAAAAUAAGAAAACAAUUCCAGAAGAUGAAGUAGAUUCACAUCUUCUAAACAUGAUCUACAUCGCAGCCACUGAUGAAGAGGUCAAGGUCUGUGCAGAAAUAGCAAACAGAACUCAAUACAACAGACCUAGAAUUCCAAGCAAACUUACUAAGUCUGAUCCAUUCAACUAUGGUCCAUUACUGAUGAGAAUGCUACAUAAUUUGGGAAAACCUCAUGUAGCUGUUUCUUUCAUGGAGGAUGAGGAUUUAAAAGAAAUGUUGCAUCAUCCAACCACAUGUCUUAUUUACUUGGAUCUCCUCUAUGAAGCUGGAUUGUACGAGAAAGUGGUAGAAUUUUAUGAGAACACAUUCAAAGAAAUAUUUGAAAGAGCCAAAAGAAAACAGAAAAGUGCUGGUCUACUGCUAUAUGACAUGAACCAUACUACAUUAGCAGUGGCAGCACUGUACAAACUGAAUUCACAAGAAUCAUUGCAAAAAGUAGUGAAUUUAUUUAAAGGAAAGUUUCAUGAUGAUGAAGGAUUCUUAUCCAAUCGCACUAGGGCAUUUGCAGCAGCUUUGGCACUAAAUCAGAAUGAACCAGAAUUGGCACUAGAUUUUAUAGACAUUGCAGAAAUAAAACCUUCUGUAUUUAACAAAAGUCUAAAGAUAAUAAUACUGUCAAAAUUGAACAAAGCAAAUCAAGCAUUAGAUCUACUAGUACGGAUGACAUCUGUAGGAACUGUGGAACAAGAAUUGUUUAUAUUCCCAGACUGUCUUGAAGCUCUGAAAGAAGUUGUAGACAAGUCAGAAGACAUGGAACUUACACAAAUAUAUGAAGAAAAAGUUGAACAUUUACAAACCAAUGGAAAAAUACAAAAACAAUCUUUGUUUGAAGCUUUAAAUGAAAAUCUAAUGAAUUCUAAGAGAGGUGCAAUACGCUAUAGAUUUACUCAUGUUUCAGGAAGAAAGGACAUGACUGAAAGCAGAAAAAUUGAUGUAAAAUCAUUUACACAGUCAGAAAUGUCUUUAAAGUACCGUCAGAUGGACAAUGUGUACCGAUACCAACACAAGCCCAAACGAAGAAAUAAUAAAACUUAUGAUGAUCUGCUGAAAGUACUUAAGAGUGAUAAAAAAUAGAGUUAACUAUAUUUUCCUUUUCUAGGGAGUUGAAUAUGUUUUCUACUCAAAUAAUGUGAGAAUGAGAAAUAUAAUUAUCUUAAUUAUAUACCAGUCUUCGUUGUACGCGUAAGAGAGAUGCAUUUGGUAGGGAAAUUUAAAUUGAUGAUUUAACUUAACAAAAUAAUACCAAUUUUGAAAAGGCAUGUGUUCAGGAAUCUUUUAGAGUGCACAAGAUGGUUUGUCCUGUUGUUUUAGUUUAACUUUAUAGUUUUAUAAAAUUUAUGCAGAUUUUUUUUUAUUAACAAUAGCAAAGAGCAGUUAGAAUAUAAAAACUAUUGUUUGUAAAUAUUGUCGUGUUUUGUUUCUUUUUGAUAUUGUUCUCAAGAAAAUCUUGAUAUGCUUUAAGGCAUUUAAGUGUGGAGAAAAUGAGUAAAGUUUUAUUACUAACAUGAUCUGCAUAUUUCUAUAAUUUGAUACUGAUUACUCAUGUUGAACAAGUAAUUGCGAAGAGUAUGAAUUUUAAAGUUCUUAUAGAGUCUACAAUACAACAUGAACUAUUUAAACAUGUAUACAUACAUGUAGGUUGUGACAUUGAUGACACUGAAAACAGGAAUGCAUGUUGAUUGUACCACAUUGUUUUCAGACAUAUUCUAUUGGAAUAAAUAUUGUACUGUUCAGAUGCACUCAUGUGGUCUGUGUAGGUGUUUAAACUGAUCUGUGCACUAACACACAUCAAACAUACAAGUCAAUCUAACUUUUAUUCAGUUUUGACUUUGUAAUAUAUCUAUAAAUGUAAAAGAGUAUUUUAAUUAUAAUCAGUGUUAAUAGACAACUUUCGAGUUCGUUGCAUUUCCGUCAAAAACUUUGGUUUUAGUGAACAUCAUUUGUGCGUUAAGGGCGUCGUCACUUCCGUUUCUAAGUUGAGCGAUUGGUUGAAAAAAUUAUAAUGCUACAUUGCACGAAUUCUGCAAAUUAAAUUCUUAUAAUUGAUAAUCAGCACUGCUAUCAUUAGGAAAUUGUGAUUUAGUACUUACGAAACAAAUAUUAUUUAUAUUUUAUCCUGCAUAUUGACGAUCACAAAGACGCUUGAUGAACUUUAAUAGAGCAGGGAUACAGGCGAUCCCCUCUAUCUGGUAAAUGACGUCACAAAGGCACACAAAAUUGACGAACUUUUCCGGUGAAGGACAUAACUCGAAAGUGGUCUAUUAGUAAAUGCUUUAAUGACAUGUCUUGUUGUUGGUAGUUAUAGAACCUCAUAUGAAUAACUAUGGAUGAUUCUUGAAUAAGAGAUGCAGUGUAAUGAGGUUAGUUAUCUUCAAAAGACUACAAGGUUUCCAGUAAUCAGUUGAACAUGAUUAUGUUAGUGUAAAAUAAGAGAAAAAAGAUUCAAGCAUUCACAAAGUGCAAUACAAGAUAUCAGUUUAAGAACUUAUUUAAUCACACCAUGUUUUACAUAGUUUAUAAAUUGACAUGUAUAUGAUUUUAAAAGCCCAUGGUUUAUCAAUGUUUUAAUUAGACUUUAUUGUUGAUUACUUUUGUUUAAAAAAAAAUAAAUACACACUGUUAUAUUUCA
Mytilus californianus (California mussel) is the source of this 2927-nucleotide messenger RNA. RefSeq names its product pentatricopeptide repeat-containing protein 2, mitochondrial-like. Gene Ontology annotation, biological process: regulation of mRNA processing; multicellular organism development; mitochondrion organization. The coding region runs from base 83 to 1372 and encodes 429 amino acids. The transcript is spliced from 9 exons. The record is from RefSeq and is a predicted model, not a curated record. Gene Ontology annotation, molecular function: RNA binding. Lineage: Eukaryota; Metazoa; Mollusca; Bivalvia; Mytilida; Mytilidae. Gene Ontology annotation, cellular component: mitochondrion.